ACUCUCCUCUCGCACUGCGAAGGUGUCGCGCAUGACGGAGCCUCGUACGUAAGUAGACGCCGUGUGUCUGAGCACCUCUGAGGCGCUGGCCGAGCGCCGCCCGUCCCCCGGGGAUGUAAACAGCUUACGGCCGACUUUGCGGCGUAAAGAGCCCAAUGAUAUCAGCUGCCUGCGUUGUCGCGCCGCUUGGCAUGCCUAAACCGUUGUCUCGCAUGCACUCUGAAGCCGUCCCAGCAUGGGCCUCGGAGGGGGUGGCCGCGGGUAUCGGCUGUUGCACCUGACGCGUCCGUUGAUAUUCCCUUGACGACCGCGGAUCGGAUACCAGUAUUCAGGGGCCACCAUGCCCGCCACGCUGCUGUGGGCCGUGGACGUGUACGGCCGGGUGUACAGCCUCUCCACCGCCGGCCAGCGCUGGGAGCGCGCCGACGACAUGCUGCUGGAGCUGAAGCGCGUGACUGCGGGCAAGGGCCGCUGCUGGGGCAUCGGCUGUGACCACCACAUUUACCUCAACAUGAUGCCCGGCGAGACGCCCGUCCGCUACCGGGAGGAGACCUACGAAAACCAGAGGUGGAACCCGGUGGACGGCUUCGCCGACACGCUGCUGCCCACCGACCGCUGGCCGUGGAGCGACGUGACCGGCACGAACCCCCGACCGCUGAACGGCUUCCAGUCGCCCUCCCGCAGUUGGGAGUGGGAGGGCGACUGGUACGUGGACCAGAGCUGCGGAGGAGAACCCAGCCAGACUGGGGGCUGGGAGUAUGCGGUCGAUUUCCCGGCCAACUUCUCGCCGGACAAGAAGUGGAACUCCUGUGUCCGCCGGAGGCGCUGGAUCCGCUACAGGAGAUACGUCGCACAGGGCACCUGGGCGAAGAUCCCGCGGGACCAUCCCAAGAGACCUCCGCUGCCGCUCUGUGACAUCAGCUGCGGCGGCUGGGAGAUGAGCGACCAGUCCGGACGGUAUCCCAACCUCUGGGGUGUGUCCCAACAAGGACAGGUGUGGUUCAGGGAGGGCAUCCACCCUCGGGUCCCAGAGGGCUCCAGCUGGGAGGAGGUAGAAGUGCCCAAGGAGGUGGCUCAGUUAUCAGCUGGCCCCGGGGACCUGCUGUGGGCUUUACUCUGGGAUGGGAACCUGCUGGUCCGUACGGGCCUCAGCCUGGACAGUCCAACUGGCACAUCGUGGGUAGAGGUGGAAUCACCGGGAAAGGAGGUCGAGGCGCUUCAUGUGGCUGUUGGAGUCAGUGUGGUCUGGGUGGUCACCAAAGACUACAAGGUGUGGUUCAGGCGUGGCGUGAACUCUCACAACCCCUGUGGCUCCGGCUGGAUAAGCAUCGUAGGGGAGAUGAUGAUGGUGGACGUAGGACUCAAUGACCAGGUGUGGGCGGUCGGUGAGGACCGCGGCCUGUAUUUCAGAAUGGGUGUAACCCCGUCUGAACCAAGUGGGAAUGGCUGGAUUCCUGUUUCUGCCCAAUGGGGUCAUAGUAAAGAGGUUAUUCCACCCAGACAUGACUGUGAGUUUAGUGGGCAGCUGACUGAGGCCUCACAAGGCUCAGUUCUGAGCUGCACUGACUCCGACUCAGAAUUAGGUCCUCCUGACCCGCAAAACACAAAUGAUACCCCAGUCCUGGAGGCAGCAGCCCCCUGCGUAGUCCCUUUAGGAAGAGCCAACACUCUUACGCCUCCCCUGGAGGCGGAGGACGCUCCCUUAGCCUCCCAGCAGGAUGUCCCCAAACCCUUCAUCCCUGCCAGCGACAGCUUCAUCAACAGCCUGGUCUCAGACCGCGACAAAACGUCCGCAUCGCAACCGACCAUCACAGAGAUACCGCAGGAGGAGGUUGAAGAGCUGUCCCCAGCCCCGAUACUCCAGACCCCUGUAGCUGCAGGACAGGAUGUCCCCUGGAUGAACGUGGAUCUGGAGGGGGCAGAAGCAGCAAGAGGGGCACAGGCGGCGGGGCCCUCACCGGCUGGUGGCAGCGCUGCUGCCACCUACACACUUGGGACUCUGGAGACCGCUCAGGGUGUCGGAGAAGAGGACGGACCAGUGUGGGCCUGGAUCUCCGGUGGAGGCUGCGAUGUGCAUGCGAGUUCACAGAUCAGCUGGCUUAGUCCCACAGUUCAGUCAGCAGCCUGGAGCGAGCAGCAGCAGCAGCAGCAGGAACACAGAGAGGAGAUCAGCAAGAAACCGCUGGAGAGAAGCAACUCGGUGUGGGUGCGUAAAGGCGCACUGCGCUGGUGGAGAGACUGGAAGCCUCAGCGCUGGGUGGAUGUGGGUGUUGCUCUGGAGCAGUCCACCAAGUCUGAUGGCAGGAAGGACAGCAUUUUCUUUGUCUACUACACGCAGUAUGAUGAGAAAAAGUACCUUCAAGUGUUUAUAAAUGAAGUGACGGCACUGGUUCCAGUUCUCAGGGACUGCCACUAUGCCUUUGCCGUGUACACAGCCCAAAGGACCAAACAGAGGUGGCCUCUGGUCCUGGCAGCACAAACUGAAAAGGACAUGAAUGACUGGCUGUGCCUGUUGUCUGACUGUUGCUGUGAGUGUCGAGGGAUCACAGGUCCCCCUUCCAGACAGGCCCUGUGGGCCACCACCUCAAAGGGAGACACCAUGGUCCAUGAGCCGUCCUUCUCCCUGGAGGUUCCUGCAAACUCACUGGCCUGUGACCUCAUGUUCUGGCGGCAAGUCCCGGGACACUUGCGCUGUGUAGAGUCUAACAGUCUGGGGCUGGUGUGGGGCAUCGGGUGGGACGGCACCGCCUGGGUCUACAGUGGGCGCUAUGGGCGACAGCCCACCCCGGGAGAUGCUGUUCAGAUGCACCAGCAGACUGAUGUCAGGAGUGUACAUGUAUAUGAGAAUCAGAGAUGGAACCCUAUGACUGGAUACACAGACAAAGGACUUCCUACAGACCGCCCGAUGUGGAGCGACGAAAGUGGGCUGAAAGAGUGCACCAAAGCGAACACACACCCACCCUCCCCUCAGUGGUCCUGGGUAUCAGAGUGGGCUGUGGACUGCAACGUCCCUGGAGGAACAGACAAAGAAGGCUGGCAGUACGCCGCAGACUUCCCUGUGACAUUUCACGGCCACAAAACCAUGAAAGACUUUGUUAGGCGCAGAAGAUGGACAAGGAAGUGUAAGAUCACAUUGAGAGGUCCAUGGCAGCAGGUCCCACCCAUCCCGCUGAGUGACAUCUCUCUGAUGGCCUGUCUGGCCCAGAGCAGGAUGGAGCAGGUCCCUGUCUGGGCCCUCAGUGACAAGGGAGAUGUCCUGUGUCGUCUGGGAGUCAGCCCCCAAAACCCAGCGGGCAGCUCCUGGCUACAUGUAGGCACAGAUCAGCCCUUCAAGUCCAUCUCCAUCGGCGGAGCCAACCAGGUGUGGGCCAUCGCCAAGGACGGAGCUGUGUUCUACAGAGGAUCAGUGUCCCCACAAAACCCUGCAGGGGAAUGCUGGUACCACAUCCCUUCUCCUCCAAGACAGACCCUCAGACAGCUGUCGGUGGGCCGGACCUCUGUCCUCGCCGUGGAUGAAAACAGUAACCUGUGGUACAGACAGGGCCUCACCCCCAGCUACCCUCAGGGCUCCGCCUGGGAGCUCAUCUCCAACAACGUCACCAAGGUUUCUGUGGGACCGCUGGACCAGGUGUGGAUCAUAGCAGACGGGGUUCCAGGUUUCCCUGCUGAGUCGCCGGGAGCUGUCUGCCACAGGCUUGGGGUGGGGCCCGUGCAACCCAAGGGCCAGUCCUGGGACUAUGGUAUAGGGGGAGGAUGGGAGCACAUCAGUGUGAGGGGGAACUCAGCAGAGGCUCCUCGUGCCCCCCACCCUCCACCUGCUGGACCCCCGCGACCUCCGACACAGGCGAACGGGACCGCCGUGGGUGUGUAGCACCCACUCAUCUCCUCCUCCCGUGCCCCGGCCCUGUUUGUGCCUGGAUCUACAUUCGUCCCCUCAGACCACUCCAGCAGGCUCUUAUCCCUUCAUUUAGUGGGGAUGCACAAUCGCACCACUGAGUUCCUAUUGUACAUUUUGGUUGGAUUCGACUCUUGAUAGGUGGAUGAAUGUUGCUCUCUGGCUUGUUUGCCCUCGCAGAAAUCAUGCCAGUGUGCAGUCAUGACAAAACAGAACAAGGGAGCAUUUAAAUGGGAUGGAUCUUAAAAGUGAGUGCAUGUGUUUGCCCUUACUAGGCUUUGGCUACUGAGUGUUUUUGGAUCUAGCAAUAGCUUUUAUACUUAUAUACAAUAUCCUGUGAAAACCUAAGAGGCUGGUACUUCGAUAAAGGGCUAAGGCUUGGGUACCACACUAACUCGUCUUCAGACAUACAAUUUCACUGUAGCCGAAAUUGUCUUGGUUUGUAGAGUGUUGUUGUUUUGUUUGUGUUUAUUAUUUCUCUGACAUACAUUUGCAUGUGAUUUCAUUUAUUUAUUUAUUUAUUUAUUAAUGAUGCUCUUGUUGACUUUUGUUUCUCCAUAUGUUUUGUCCUAUUAUAUGUUUGUAAUGGAGUGUUCUUUGCCCGUUUCGCUACAACAAGCCUUCCUAAUAUCGAGGGCUUUUUCAAAAGGACUGGCAAAAUUUAAGCUAUUCAUACUGGAUGAAAAUAUAUGGCUCUUAAUUACGAGAGACUGCAAUGGAAAAUAUGAGACAUUCAGUCUGCGAUAAGGAAAAGUUCUUCCUGUCAGUAUCACACCCAACCACAUGACUGCUAUGACCGUGACUCUUGUAACUGCACAGCAGGUCUGAAUGUCACCGUGACCGGACAUUCAUCUUCCAAGGGCAUUGAAGUGUGAAAUAAAAGUCUAAAAAUACUGCUACAUGUUCCGACAUCAUUUCACACUAGAUUUGGAAAACGACCUGACUGCAGUACCUCGGCUAACAGCAGUGAAUCACUUACCUUUUUAUUUAAUUCAUUCGAUUGUGAAGAUGGGUGUCUUUCUUUUGAGAGCAGGAGAGAGAGAAAUGACUAAUCUAUGUUACGCUCAACCAGGCGUGUGCAUCAGCUUUCACAGGCCUCCUCUCCACGACAGUCGCAUACUGCCGAGGGGAUCCAAAUUCUGCAGGGGAAACGCUCCAUCACAGCAGAGCCUAGCCAAGGCCUCUCUAGUAGACCUACACCUGCCCAGGGCUUCUCACCCUGGGCAACUCCUAUCCAGCAGUCUAGUUUUGAGAAUCGCCGUUGUGUGCGGAGCUAAACCAUAUUUCUAGCUGAUACCACUCUUACCUUCCACGCUUGGUCUGGCUCCUCCCCACCAGUGAUUACAUUCCAAAAGCCAGCUUUUUAUGGCCUAGGUUCAUUCCUUGCCUGCCAAGACACCUGACUCCUUCACGCAGACUCACUAUGUGCAGCUAGCCCAAAGAAAUGUGUCACAUAAGAUACCAGCCGUAAUUAGAAGUUCAUUUGCAUUUAUUUUCAUAUUAAACAGUGUAAUUAUAAACAUUUCAUUCAAUUACACUAAGCAUGAUCAAUAUGAAGUAAAAAUAUUUUUAAAAUCUACAAGUUUAAAGGACAGAAUGAAUUCACAUCCGCUUCUGUGUCUUAAUUUAACUGCUUUUAAGCCAAUGACUGAUAUGUUCCUCUGAUCAACUCAGCUUUAAGUUACAAAAUGAAACCUCAUACCUAUAACUCAGUUACAUCAUUUCCCAUUUACAGACCCAAAAAAAAGAAAGAAAAAAAAACCCAAAAAACAUUUAUAUACAUCAGUACAGUUUAACAUUAAGUUACAUUUCUCAAAUGUGCAAGAUUAAGCAAAUGUAUACUGU
Xiphias gladius (swordfish) is the source of this 5740-nucleotide messenger RNA. RefSeq names its product tectonin beta-propeller repeat containing 1b (gene tecpr1b). The coding region runs from base 341 to 3871 and encodes 1176 amino acids. The transcript is spliced from 25 exons. Gene Ontology annotation, cellular component: membrane. Lineage: Eukaryota; Metazoa; Chordata; Actinopteri; Istiophoriformes; Xiphiidae. The record is from RefSeq and is a predicted model, not a curated record.